Molecule: messenger RNA, 3651 nt
Organism: Closterium sp. Yama58-4
Lineage: Eukaryota; Viridiplantae; Streptophyta; Zygnematophyceae; Desmidiales; Closteriaceae
Source: the annotation of a GenBank genome assembly
AUGGCGCAUGUCAGAGUUAAGGAGCGAUCCGAGGACAUCCUUUUCUCGCGCGGCGGGGACGCCGAGGCGCGCCAGCUCAGCGCUGAGCUUGCAGCCGUCCUGGCCAAUCAGGAGAAGCUGGUGUGGCGGUACUUAAAGCUCGGAAUAACCACCAAGGUGUUCGACUAUGCAGGCGUGGCUGUUAACUAUCUAGCCCUAGCUGCACCUGUGUUCGGAAUAGUCGGAGCAGGUAUUUCUGGGGGAGGUGGAGAUAGUAAGGAUAAGGGGGCCGUUGCACAGUGGAUUAGCAACGCCUCGUUUGCGAUCUUGCAGCUGAUAUUCGGAGGAUCUCAGAUCAUCGAUGCUGCUAAGAUUAUAUCGGAUUCUGCUGGGUAUACUGCCAGGGUUGGUGAGCUGUUUGAGUCGCUGCAAUUGUUGCCUUCUGAUCGGUUGCAGUCACAUCCGGAGGCACGGGAAUUCAUGCUGCAGGAGCCGACUUGGCUGAUGGCGCCAAUACCAGGAGGCGGCGGUGGGAGGGCCGAUGGGCGAAUCCAGGGGACAGCAGAUGCAGGAGGUGAUGGGAGAGGCGGUAGGAGUGCUGAUGAGACAAUUGCAGUAAGGAACAGCAUGCAAUCGCCGUGCUGCCACGUGUCUGCAGAGGGACGGCUGCAUGCCCACGCUGCCAUGCACCCGAUCCUACAAUACUCCAUUCACUCUGUCCCGCCUGAACUGCGCUCCCUUGUAGCCGCCCUGCUGCCACAACCCAGAGGCGGAAGGGGGAAGGUGGAGACGAGAAGGGAAGCUGCACGUGUGGGCGAGGCAUGGGGCGUGAGUGUGACAGUAGGGGAUGUGGGGGUGGAAGGUGUGGAGAUAGAGGAGGUGAAGGUGGAAGAUGUGAGAGUGGAGAAGGUGAGAGUAGAGGAUGUGAAGAUAGUGGUGACGUUUCAGUGCAGUGAUGCAGAUGUGAGCAGGGCGAUGAACCGGCUGCUGUUCAACUCCCGCCUCUUCCAGCAGCAGCUCUGCGAGCAGGAAGGGAGCGCAGCACUUGCAGACGCGAGUCCAGCAGACUCAGCCACAGCAGCACAUGCCGACUUGAGUCCCGCAGGUGCAGGCGCACCAACACAGGCGGAUGUGAGCAGGGCGAUGAAUCGCCUGCUAUUUAACUUCCGCCUCUUCCAGCAGCAGCUCUGUGAGCACAUCUGGGCGGCCGGCCACUGGGCUGACGCUGUCGACCCCCUCACCGGCUACCUCAUGCACGCUGCUUCUCGCACCAGUGGCAGAAGCAGCGGUCGUGCUGCUUCUCACAGUGGUGGUGUCACCUUAGAGAAUUCUCAAAAGCAGCUCUGUGAGCACAUCUGGGCGGCCGGCCACUGGGCUGACGCUGUCGACCCCCUCACCGGCUACCUCAUGCACGCUGAAGCAGCAGCAGCAGCAGCAGCAGCAGCAGGAGGAGCAACACAGCCAGCAACACCAGCACAACCAGCAACGCCAACAGCACCAGCAUCACCAUCCAUGCCCUCAUGCCCCCUCAUUCUCCACCCUUCCUUCGGCACACACACCUACCCAGCCUCCCUCCUCACCACCGCCCCUCUCCCGCUCCUGCAAUCCGCCAUCCGCCACGUGGCAGGCUCUGUGAUUGUUGGACAUUCUCUUGUUCACCAAUCGUACAACUGCUAUCCCCCUACUUCGAAAGAACCUCUUACGGCAACCAUGGCGGCGGUUCGUUCGCUUAUCUCGUCCGUCAGACUCACUCCGGCUGCAGCAGUACCACUCAAAUCCUCAGCCUCCUCACUCGUCCGCGACGAGUCGAGAAAUCUCAACUUAAGCGUGAAUCUCGCCGCAUCAUGCUCAUCAACUAAGGGCUCUCGUCGAGUCGCACCUCCUUCUGCUGCGGCGACUACCCUCGCGGCUGCUGCUGCAGCACCCACAGCGGAGGACGCGCCGUCGGUCGCGGCGUCAGAAACGAAAGUCACGACACCGCCGCGGCGCCGCCUGAAGGUGGGGUGCCACGCGGCGCAGGGGCGGCGCGACGAGAUGGAGGACCACGUGGUGGUUCUGGAAGACAUAGGCGCCGGGUUCCUCUACGCCGGCGUGUUUGACGGCCACGCAGGCGCGUCUUCCGCGAAGUUUCUGAGCGACGAGCUGCAUGACGACUGCAUGGAGGCACUGGAGGGCGGCGCGGUGCUGGAAGAUGAGGACCUCACGGCCGCCGAGGACGCGCUGAGGAUGCUUUCCUUAAAGCCGACCAACGGCUGCUGCAGUGGCGCUGGAGGGCGGCGCGGUGUUGGAGGACGAGGAUCUGACGGCCGCGGAAGACGCGCUCGAGGACGACCAGAGACUUCUGCAGUGGUAAGAGGGCCUGGUGGUGUGGGGUGGGUUGUGCUUGGUGGGUUGGGUGUGCAUGACGACUGCAUGGAGGCGCUGGAGGGCGGCGCGGUGCUGGAGGACGCGCUGGAAGAUGCUUUCCUUAAAGCCGACCAACGGCUGCUGCAGUGGCUGGAAGAGCACAGUUCCGAGCCCGAGUCCGGUUCCACCGGUACAGUGGCGUUUGUGCGGCACGACCGGCUGUUCGUGGCGCACAUAGGCGACUCGCGCUCAUUCCCCCCAUCCCCUUCUCCUCCCCUUGCGCAUACCCUCCCAAAUUGCUUCCCCAGGCUGGAAGAGCACAGUUCCGAGCCCGAAUCGGGUUCCACCGGCACUGUAGCAUUCGUGCGGCACGACCGGCUGCUGGAAGAGCACAGUUCUGAGCCCGAGUCGGGAUCAACAGGCACUGUAGCGUUCGUGCGGCACGACCGGCUGUUCGUGGCGCACAUAGGCGACUCGCGCGCCGUGAUGGCCUCUCGCCCCAAUCCCCCGUCAAUUCUUCCCCUCCCUGCAUAUCCCUGCGCUGCACCCCAGGCUCGAGGAGCACAGCUCGAGGAGCACAGCUCGGAGCCAGAAUCGGGCUCAACAGGCACUGUAGCAUUCGUGCGGCAUGAUCGGCUGUUCGUGGCGCACAUAGGCGACUCGCGCGCCGUGAUGGCCCGAUCACAUCACAUGUCCCCCCAUCCCCCCUUGCGCAGGCUAGAAGAGCACAGCUCUGAGCCCGAGUCCGGUUCAACAGGCACGGUGGCGUUUGUGCGGCACGACCGGCUGUUCGUGGCGCACAUAGGCGACUCGCGCGCCGUGAUGGCCGUUGGGGGCGAUGAGGGGUACAUCUCGGACGACCAUAAGCCCAGCGGCGACUCGAGCAAGGCGCAGGCGGAGAUUAAACGAAUCAACAAGGCGGGCGGAUGGGUGAGUCAAGGGCGGGUGUGUGGCGUCAUUGCCGUGUCUCGGGCCUUUGGCAACGUGGCUUUCAAGACGAGAAAAGAGGAGAUGAUGCAACAAGGAGUGAAGAAGGGCAAGUGGACCACCAGAUGGGUCUCCAAGAGGAAGUACGAUUCUGAUUGGAUCUCAGCCCUCCCUGACGUGUACGGCACUGAGCUGACAGAAGAUGCCGAAUUCGUCAUUAUUGCGUCUGACGGCCUAUGGGACGCCUUCUCCAGCUCUGAGGCGGUGUCGUUUGUGCGCAGCGAGAUGCAGAAGCAUGGGGACGUGCAGCAGGCAUGCGAGGCGCUCGUGCACGCGGCUCUGCAUGACCGUGGGACGGAGGACAACACGAGCGUCAUCGUCAUUUCAUUGAGAGACUAG